Toxotes jaculatrix (banded archerfish) is the source of this 5869-nucleotide messenger RNA. Its product is annotated as E3 ubiquitin-protein ligase SMURF2-like. Gene Ontology annotation, biological process: negative regulation of BMP signaling pathway; ubiquitin-dependent protein catabolic process. Lineage: Eukaryota; Metazoa; Chordata; Actinopteri; Toxotidae. The transcript is spliced from 20 exons. The record is from RefSeq and is a predicted model, not a curated record. Gene Ontology annotation, molecular function: ubiquitin protein ligase activity; protein binding. Bases 363 to 2693 code for a protein of 776 amino acids.
AUUCACCAUCAUCACCAGCAACUUCAGUCUGAGCUCCCCGGGCAGAGUAGAUGCCUGUCCGGAUGGAGGGCAAACCGUUCACCUGAAUUGUAUCAGUACUUGUGGGUCGCGGUAUGAACGACAUUUGGAAACGCAGUUAUUUGCAUCUUUUACGAGAAAGGGGCUAAAGAUGAGAGUGUUAUUCCUGCGAUGUGAUACCAUUACGUUGCAUCAGUCAGCGUGAUUUGCUAUGGUGAUACUACAAGCUAACCCCAAGCUAGCAGAGGGACUGUUUUGGGAGAUACCUUUUUGAAAAACUCUUACGCUGACACAUGAAUUAGAGACUUUUUGUGAAUUUUCAUCAAGCUGGAACACAAAGGGGAAUGUCUAACCAAGGAGUUAGGAGAAAUGGCCCAGUAAAGCUGCGGUUGACAGUCCUGUGUGCAAAGAACCUGGCAAAGAAAGACUUCUUCCGGUUGCCAGAUCCCUUUGCCAAAGUGGUGGUGGACGGUUCAGGACAAUGCCACUCUACAGAUACUGUGAGAAACACGCUGGACCCAAAAUGGAAUCAACAUUAUGAUCUAUAUAUUGGAAAGUCAGACUCAAUCACCAUCAGUGUGUGGAACCACAAGAAGAUCCACAAAAAGCAGGGCGCAGGUUUCCUGGGCUGUGUCCGCCUCCUGUCCAAUGCCAUCAACAGACUCAAAGACACUGGCUAUCAGAGACUGGACCUGAAUAAGCUGGGCCCUAAUGACAACGAUACUGUGAGAGGACAGAUAGUAGUAAGUCUUCAGUCCAGGGAUCGCAUCGGGACAGGAGGACCAGUGGUGGACUGCAGUCGUCUGUUUGACAAUGACUUACCUGAUGGCUGGGAAGAGAGGAGGACAGCUUCUGGAAGGAUACAGUACCUGAACCACAUCACACGUACCACGCAGUGGGAGAGACCUACCAGGCCAGCUUCAGAGUACUCCAGCCCAUCAGGACGUCCGCUGAGCUGCGUGGUGGACGAGAACACACCAGUGAUGACACCCGUUAAUGGGGCCGAGGCCAGUGGCCCACCGGGUGAACAGCGGAUCCAGGAGAGACGGGUUCGAUCACAGCGGCACCGUAACUACAUGAGUCGAACACACCUGCAUACACCGCCUGACCUGCCUGAGGGCUAUGAGCAAAGAACAACUCAGCAGGGCCAGGUCUACUUCCUCCACACACAGACUGGAGUCAGCACCUGGCAUGACCCCCGCGUACCCAGGGACCUAAGCAAUGUGAACUGUGAGGAGCUUGGCCCACUGCCACCAGGCUGGGAGAUCAGAAACACAGCCACCGGCCGCGUCUACUUUGUCGACCACAACAAUCGAACAACACAGUUCACAGACCCGCGGCUGUCUGCUAACCUGCAUCUAGUACUCAACAGCCCAAGUCCAAAUGGUUCCCGUGUGGCCAUGGACAGCCAAAACACUAACCUCAGUCAUCCCACUCAGCUGAAGGACCAGGGUGGUCCUGGGGGACCUCAGCAAGCCCUGUCGCCAGCCCAGUUACCUGAAGAAGCAGAGUGCCUGACGGUGCCCAAAUACAAGAGAGACCUGGUGCAGAAGCUGAAGAUUUUGCGGCAGGAACUCUCUCAGCAGCAACCCCAGGCUGGGCACUGCCGCAUCGAGGUCUGCCGUGAGGAGAUAUUUGAGGAGUCAUACCGACAGGUGAUGAAGAUGCGUCCAAAGGAUCUCUGGAAAAGACUGAUGAUCAAAUUCAGAGGAGAGGAGGGACUGGACUACGGCGGGGUAGCAAGGGAAUGGUUAUACCUGCUGUCCCAUGAGAUGCUGAACCCCUACUACGGCCUGUUCCAGUACUCCAGAGAUGACAUCUACACUCUACAGAUUAAUCCUGACUCUGCUGUCAACCCGGAGCACCUGUCGUACUUCCAUUUUGUGGGCCGUAUCAUGGGAAUGGCGGUGUUCCAUGGCCACUACAUUGACGGAGGCUUCACUCUGCCCUUCUACAAACAGCUGCUGGGAAAACCAAUUACGCUGGACGAUAUGGAGUCUGUCGAUCCUGACCUCCACAACAGCCUCGUCUGGAUCCUGGACAACGACAUCACUGGCGUCCUGGACCACACCUUCUGUGUGGAGCACAAUGCCUACGGGGAAAUCAUCCAGCAUGAGCUCAAACCCAACGGCAAGAGUGUUCCUGUCACAGAGGACACCAAGAAGGAGUAUGUUAGGUUGUAUGUGAACUGGCGUUUCCUGCAUGGCAUCGAGGCUCAGUUUCUGGCCCUGCAGAAAGGCUUCAAUGAGGUCAUCCCUGAACACCUUCUCAAAGCCUUUGACGAGAAGGAACUGGAGCUGAUAGUGUGUGGCCUGGGAAAGAUCGACAUCUCAGACUGGAAAUCCAACACCCGUCUGAAGCACUGCACCCCCGACAGCAACAUCGUGAAGUGGUUUUGGAAAGCCGUGGAGUCGUUUGACGAGGAGAGGAGGGCCCGACUACUGCAGUUUGUCACUGGCUCAUCCAGAGUCCCGCUGCAGGGCUUCAAGGCUUUACAGGGUGCUGCAGGGCCCCGACUCUUCACCAUUCAUCAGAUCGAUGCCAACACCAACAAUCUGCCCAAAGCCCAUACCUGCUUCAAUCGGAUCGACAUUCCGCCCUACGAGAGCUACGACAAGCUGUACGACAAGCUGCUGACGGCGAUCGAGGAGACCUGUGGCUUCGCAGUGGAAUGAGAGACACGUUGCUGUGUGUGUGUUUGUGUGUGAACAUGUGUAACUGUGUGCAGUGCGACCUGCCAACAGGCUCGCUCGGAGCCUGAUACGUGCGUCUUUGAUCAGCCUGCAGUCUUCCUCUUCUCUCACCGCUGUCCACAUUCUCCUCUUAUCGAUAUCUGAACAGCUGCUAGAGAGUCAUCCCAUCCUUCUUUAUGUGUCCUGUUUUGUCUUUUGGUGUAGUUUUUUUGUGAAAUACAGAGAGCAAAUUAAGAGCUGUUAAGAGCUGCAGCAACAACCAAUUUAGUCUUUUAUCAUUUUGAGCGGGAAGUUUUUUUUUUUUUUGUCCACUCCCUUUGCAAUCAGAAAAAGCAACGGUGAAAAGAUCCACAAUGCCUCAUCAUCUCAGUUUAAAUCUUAACAAAUCAGGAAGGAGAUUAUCAACAUGCAUUUCAAUAUCUUACGCAGGUGUUUCAUUUAAAAAAAAAUCUUCUGUGGCAUUUGAGAACAGUGAGUCACUAUUUUGUUUUGGAAUUUAAGCUGAUUGAAUUGAUCCUUGUCAUGCUACUGAAUCUUUAACAUUGCAGGUAGCCAUAUCUUGCCCUUAACCUCAACCAGUACACCUUCCAGUCCUCAUGGCUGCAGAGUUGGUGUGCUUCAUCUUGUAGAGGCGCCACAAAUUCACCCUACCUCAGUGUAAUGUUUUGACCUUUGAAGGGUUUCAUUCCAAAAUGCUACGUAUCGUCUUCUGUAAAAGUUGGUAGUCGAUGUAAAUCAAAUUCAGAGUUGGAAAUCUUUUGUUUUUACAGCGAUGCUCCAUUAUUAGUUCAGCUUUUAUUCCAGCAGUCAUUUUGUAUUUGUAAAACCAUAUAAUUUAAAUAGUGAAUAUGUCAUUUUGAAAUGGAACUCAUACAGGCUGACUUGUAUGUGCAGUAGGUCUGAUGUUUUGUGGCGUUUUUGACUCGAGCUUGUGGCAGUGGUUCAAAGAUGGGUGGACGGACUCUGGUGAAGAAGAAGGCAUAAAUCUUUUUUUUUUGUUUGUUUGUUUUUCCCUGCACACUGUGGCCACAGCUCUUGUAAACGUGUGUGUCUGUGUGUUUCUGCAUGUGUACACAAAUGUACAUUUGUAUGCAAAGAAGGCAGACAUUUUGUAGAUGAAUUCCCCUUCAACUAUACUUGCACAGUAUAUGUCGCUGCAAAGCUGAUUGAACCUCACUGUUUGAGCCUGGUUCGUCUUCCUUUUCUCUUAUUCACACAUUUGUCUUCAGCAAAUUACAAGUAUGCAUGUUUUGUUUUUUGUUUUUUUUGUUGUUGUUGUUUUAUCCAACCCAGCAUAACUCAGCACACUUCCUGUCAAAUUAUAUGUGAAAAGGGCACAACUGUCCUCGGGACCAGGCUUGAUUAAAAAAGCCUUUUAAGGCAGAUGCCUAUUUUCAAUCACAUCAGUUUAAUAAGGCAGAAGUAUUUCUUUCUCUUUGUCUUUCUUUCUCGUCACUUUAGAGCACUUUACAAACUGAGCAGUGAUGGCAGGAGUGCUUUCUUCACAUUAGAUUAAAAUAUAUCAUGUUUCAUUUGCUAUACAACUACAUUAGAAAUAUACAGAGUCAAAAGUAUCUAUACACCUGUAAUUUUUUGAGUAUAUAUGUACAAAUACAUAGCUAUUUUGUAUAUUGUUGCUUGUUCUUUCUGUUCAAUUUAAAUGCAAGCAUGUUGGUGUCUGUCACAGACCUCUUUGCAUUCUCAGGUGAAGUUCUUUAUUUUGAUUUGUUUUUUUGUUUGUUUUUUACAUUUAUUGGGCUAGUAUGUGAGGAGGGAUAAAACUGGUUUUAAUGGAAACUAUAUUUCAGAUUCCUGGACUUUAAACCCAUAAUAGAGUGUAAAACCUGGCAGUUUAAAGUGAAGAUUUUCUUUUUGGUCAAUCACAUGAACUUUUUGUUGCACACACACAUACCUUCAUAGGAGAACAAGAAAGGCCAUAUUUGCUGCUCAGGAUAUCUGAGCCUAGAGGAGCAAAAAUGUUUAAGUUAAAUGAAAAGUCACUAAAAACCACAGAGACAACAGAGGGGAGCAUGUCCAUCACUAGAGCUUCCAUCCAAAAAAGAAGAAAAAACAAACCCCUCUGCAUGAAUGGAUGCUCAAGAGAUCAAGCCUAUUUAUUUGCUUAAUUAUUACUCUCAGAAAACGUGUUAACUGUUCAGUGUUCUUGUUUUAAUAUCUAUUCUGCUUGCAUUUAUUUGCAACCAUGAAUAGUUUAACUGAACUUAACUUAACUUUUUUUUUUUAAAUUUUGUGGUCAUCAUGAGACAAAACAGAGAACAUGGAGAAUUGAUUUGAUUUUACCUUUAAUAACCUGACUCAGUGGCAGAAAAGAAAUGCAUUACACGUUUUUUUUGCACACAUUAUGCAUACUUGGGCUCCAAGUUAUAAUCAGACACUUCCUUCUAUUUACCAAAUAGUUAAUGGACUGAUUGAUUUUUAUGUAGAUACCAUAUAUAUAUAUAUAUAUGCAUACACACGUUCUUGAUAUGCACACACAUGUAUGUUUGUCCAGUGCACACAGUCCUCUUCGGCUCUUUGUUACUUUUUGUUCGCACCAAGUUUUCUGGCUGGUUCAGUCUUCAGUGCAAAAGUUGUGGAGGUUGAGUAUUUUUAGACAAGGGGAAAUCACACUUCUCCCCCAAAUUAGUCACAUCCUAUACAAGUUUGCAGGUCAUAGUCAACUUUAUCAAGCUUUCAUGGAAACACGCUUUUGUCUGCUCUGAUUGAUCUAAUGAAUCUACUUGAAUAAGUUCUGGUAAAUAUUAUGUAUUGCAUUGAUGGUUUAAUUGGUUACAAUCUACAACAACAAGCUCUCUCCACACUUUAAAGCACAAAUUUACAGUUUAAUGUGCAAAUUUGAAUAUGUGUGUGUGUGUGUGUGUGUGUGUGUAAAUGACUUUUGAUUUAAUUCAGUACAAAACAGAUUUUUUUUUUAAACUGCACCAUGUUUUAUUUCUUUUGAUUCUUUAUCUGUUUUUGUAUUUAUUAUAACAGUAUACGUGUUCAUAGUUUUUCACAUCAGCUGCUCUGUGAGCUUGUAACUGACACCUGUACAUAAGGACAAUAAAGAAGCAAUGUAACAGACUUCUUGUACCCUUGCAGAAAGCUGAGCAAUAAAACUAUGCUGUUUGGACCUCACAGCAUUAUGUUUUAUAGAA